Rhipicephalus sanguineus (brown dog tick) is the source of this 1545-nucleotide messenger RNA. Its product is annotated as alpha-tocopherol transfer protein-like. The transcript is spliced from 5 exons. The coding region runs from base 166 to 966 and encodes 266 amino acids. The record is from RefSeq and is a predicted model, not a curated record. Gene Ontology annotation, cellular component: membrane. Lineage: Eukaryota; Metazoa; Arthropoda; Arachnida; Ixodida; Ixodidae. Gene Ontology annotation, molecular function: phosphatidylinositol bisphosphate binding.
CCCUCUCCGCUCGUUGUCGACAACCUUGUGCCAUUAAAUCUCGGUAUAGCCAGUAUAGCCGCGACACAACGUCUACAGUCCUUGUCGCGCAUCGCUAGCCUGUGUCGGUGGUUGUGUAUGGCUUAGCGACUUACGGAAUUGCCCAUUCUUCGAAGCAAGGUUGUGAUGGAGUCCGGUUUCCAAAAGUGUCUGCCGUGGAAAGCAGGAAAUGUUGCCUUGGACAGCGUGGCCGAGCAGUCCCUGGCCGAACUAAGAAGACUAUUGGAAGGUGAAAAGCUGGUCAACGCUCCGACUGACGCUGCCGACUUGCUGCGCUUCCUGCGGUAUCGUAAAUACGAUGCGCAUGCGGCGCUGGACGUUCUCAAGAAAUACUGCGCAAUCAGAGCCUCCGCUCCGAAGCUCUUCGAAGGACUCAAUGAGCCUGAAAAGAUGCGAGAAGUAGCCCAAGACAUCUUCACGAUACUGCCUCAAAGGAACGUGCAUGGCAAGCCAAUUAUGUUCUGCAAAUUUGGCAAAUGGAAGCCACCCAAGCAGAGCAACCUGCAGCUCGUGCAAGCGAUGGUGUUUUGUCUCGAGCACGUGUCCAUGUGCCCCGAAGCCCAGACGCUGGGCUUUUCGAUGGUGAACGACUUCGAAGACUUCACCUUGCUGUGUGUGAAGCACGUCGAACUCCGCCGCACCAAAGAUUUACUCCACUACAUGCAGAACUGCCUGCCCGUUGUAACAAACGAAGGUCACAUAAUGAGACAGCCUGCGGCUUUUGAUGCAGCCUUCAAGAUAGCGAGACCGUUCCUGAAGGAAGAGUCUGUCAAAGCGGUCCGCCUUCACGGAAAACACGUGAGCGGGAUCCAGAGCGACAUUCCUGUGAGCAUACUUCCCAAGGAGUACGGCGGCACGGCGCCCGACACAAACUGGAACGUCUUCUGGAAGGACGUUUGCCUCGGUAGUAAGCUGGACAGCGCUUAGCUACUACAUAAAGGACUCGGUGUUUCGUGAAUCGUAAUGUUGGCCCCUGGGUUCGUUCUCGGGCGCCCCGGAGAGCACUUAGUUGCCCGUGGUGCACGAAUGUACGUGGACUUCGACCUUCGUGUUCAUCUCAGUCGCAAGUUAGAUUAUAUACAGAUACUCUGGUACAAAUGUGUGUGUCUAUGGAAUAUUGCGGGGGGUGGGGGGAAGGUUGAUUUUUCUAUUUCAGCGCAGCGUGGCCCCCAACGCACAAACCGAGUUUCGUGCAUGUUCGCGUCUUCAGCAUUAUGCAUGGAGGGAUACGAUCGAAGUUGCUUGGAUGAUUGGAUGAUUUAAGAUGUGUAACACCGGGCUAGAACGCAUCGUUAUCACCGCGCCGCCUUGUUGAAAAGCUGUGCCUCUGGUUACAUGAAGCUAAGCGCACACAGUCAAAAUUAUAGCAGACGAACAAACGCGACAGGUUCCCCAACAUUCAUGUGAUAUAUAAUCUUUUCUAGGCACAGUUUGGCUGCGUGGUCGUUUUGAAAUGAUGAUGUGUUUGUGAUGAUUUCCUGAAAUAAAAUUUCAUUUUCACACGUU